AUGAGUAGCGGCUAUUCCUGUUCUAUUAUAACAGGAUUCAGACGACACUUACCUAUACAAAAUGUCACAUUGCCGCUUAAAUAUCCAAGAGUUCUCGAAAAUAAAUCAGCUGCCGAUGCGUUCUCUGAAAGUUUGACUGCGUCUGGUUCUCUCAUUAAAUUGAAAGAUAAGUUUGACAGUUAUAUUCAAUUUGUCUCAUAUGAGAUCCUAAGUGAUAUGAAGACAAUAAUAUUGACUCCCAUAAAUUUGCAGACAAAUGAACUAGGACUUGUCUUUAGGAGCUUACAGAUUUCAUUACCUCAUGAAAUAAUCGCAAAGGAUUGCUUCAGCAUUAUAUAUAGUGCUCCUGUUCAUGAAUCAAAUGAUGAUGAUCCAUUCUUUAUUGUUGAUUUGAUAGACGAAAACUUCUUGUUUAUUUCGUUAAAAAUUCAAUUGUCCGAUUUUAUUGUUUCUCAAGAGCAUAAUAGACUUUCCGUUGAUAAUUUCAAGUCUUGGGGAAAUAUAUCGGUGCCUUAUUCAUUCGAAUUGAGAUCUUCUCCUUUUUUAUCAAAAGCAAUUGAUCCCUACAAUAUUAUUGUUUCGUUAAAGGAUGGUGGAUUGCUCCAUUUUCAAAGGACCGACCUAUUAAAGGAUUUUGAUGUAUAUAAUUUCACUGAUGCCUCGUCAUUAUUCAAUUUAAAUAUCUUUGGUGGAAUCCUCAAGAAAGGAGAAACAAAUCUGGAGUCUUUGAUAGGUGGCAUUUCUUCGGAUGCCGUUAUUGACUUAAUUGCAUUAGAUUCUAGUUUUAUUGUUACCUACUCUGUUUCAAAGAUAUUACGAUUUUGGAACAUCAAAACUCAUGAACAAAUAUGCAAGUCAAUUGACUUGAGCAAGCUUAAUUCAAGUCAAGCCAUACCUACAACUGUUCCAACCAAGUAUCUAAAUGUGUUUCAAAAUAGAAACACGGGAAAGAAAUAUUUAGCUUUGCCAAUAGCUGGGUCAGUCAUGAAUGAAAAGAAUAAUUCAAGAAGCGGUUUCACUUUCAAAAUCUGGGAAAUAAACUUUCACUCGCAUCAUUUUGAAGCCGUGGAAAUUCAGAGCUUGAAUUUUCUGCCUAUUCGCCCUAAGUUGCCAACAUAUAACGAACAAGAAGAUCAAAAUCAACAUUCUAUAUGGCUCAUUCAGGACUAUCUAGUGAAGUUUGAAGAAGAUAGAAUUAAAUUUCAUAUAUUAUGGAAGUCCAACAUCUCAUCAGUUGUUUCUACAUAUGAUGUUGUCUUUCCUAGCGGUAGUAUAACUUCAGUGAUGUGGUCUGAGUUGAACCUGAGUGGUAGUCUCGCUGAAAUAGCUCCUUACCAUGAAAUAGAAUACUACCGUGACAUGAUCUUGAGUUCUGGAAGAUACGAUGAUAUGGUCGUUAUUACCUCAUUAAACAUUUUUAGAGAGCAUGCAACCUUGAGCCCCUCAGUUAGAGGAGAGUCAAUUCGAAAUCUGGUAAUAGAAACCAUAAAUGCCAUAUCGAAAGAAAACCUGCUUGACCUGAGAUCUUGUUGGUUUAGAUUGUUUUCCCUAUGUGAAGAAUUCAAGAAACUAAGUGAUGAAUCUUUAUCUUUUGUUGACGUUGAUAGCAAAUUCUUAGUAAGUUUACAUGCAAAUGGAAUUGGAAUAUUCCGAAAAUCUCACUAUUAUGAAGAAUAUCUUCGAGUCGAAAAUUCUAAAGAUAAAUUGGCAAAAAUAUUAAAUCGCUUGUCAUUAAUAUUGUCUACUAAGACUUAUUACAAAAUUUUGCAGAGCAUUAAGGGAAUUCAAAAGUUAACGGUCGAAAGCAGUGCUGAAUUAUAUGAUACUUAUCUCUACAAAAAAAUCACAGAUGAAGAAGUAAAGGCUAUCAUGAACGAAAUGGAAACAAUACCUAACGCGAUGGAUAUUAUGAGCUUGCUUAUCAAUCGUCCUCUAAAAGAAACUGGUCUAGGUCCAUUCAGUAGCCAUGAAGAUGACUUGGAAAUUUUCACGAAGCUUUGUACAAUCACAUCUUUCAAAAAUAUAAAGCAUCAACAUCAAUUCAUUUUGUUGGGCCUUUUCAUUUUGAUCUUAAUAUGUGAGCCAAGUGAUCAAAUUUUGUCAUUAAGUAAUCAAAUCAUCGAAAAAAUUUCAUCAUUUGGAUUGAUUGAAUCGAUAUUUGAUACAGGCUUUGCUCCUUCUUACUCUAAGCAGCCUCCUUGCAACAAGCUUGAAAACUCUUUGUUCUGGACUGGAAUAGUGGACAAGAACGAAGAACUUAAACGACUCAUAAGCGAUCUUAAAAUAAAUGAGGCUUAUGAUUAUUUUAAUAGCUCGAUAAUUUCGAAAGGAGAUAAAUUUGUGGUGGAUGUGAGUCUUGACUUAAUCAAACAUGGCGAAGGAAAGCUUAUUCAGGAAAAGUUUUUUGCUAGGUUACACCAAAACGAAACGAUUGAAAGAUUCUUGAUAGGUCUAGUUUACUUGAUCAAUAAUGAGCCUGCAAAAUUCUUUGAAAUUUUUGAUGAAUACGAGGCCUUUGAUAUGAAUAAUCGUAUCAUUCGAGACAGAGUAUCUGAUCUCCUUGAUUCGGAUAAUAGAAUAAAGGAGUUUUUGGAUACCUUUCUUGCUGACGAGAUAGAUGAGUCUCUAAAGAAGGCAAAUUAUUUUCAUGCAUUGUCUACUUUAUGUAGAUCUCAGGUGAAAUACAAUAGAGUGCAUUCGAAUUCCCUUACUGAUUUCAUCAGCCCAGAAGAAGACACACAGUCCAUUGAAAAAGACUUUAUUCUUCGUGCACUCAAAUUUGAAGAAAAAGCAAUAAAAAGCUUGAGACUGACCAAAAAUUUUGAUGAAAGAGUAGAGAAAAUGGUGGACCAAUAUUAUUUGAAUAUCUUGGACAUGUCAUUAAAUUUGUCUAACUACAAAAUGGUUUACGAUGCUUUAUACAACCUAGAUAUUUCAAAGUUUAAGGGUAACUACGAUUAUUUCAAAUUGUUCACCAAAUUCAUUAGCCAUUUAAUAUCCAAUCAUGCAAUUUCUGAAUUGUUUCAUAAAGAUAAGCGCUUCCUCUAUCAGAAGCACUAUCUGCUAAUCGACUCCAUUUUGCUUGAAUUAGCAAAUGGUGAGUUAACAUUGUCGAAUUCGCUACGUUGUUAUGAGUUCCUUUAUUCUUGGAGGCUUUUUGGAUGUUCAAUUCAGAUGGAUUCAGAGCAUUUGGCCGACAAGAGAGGAGCUGUCGAAGCAUUGUACAUGUUUAUCACUAGGUUCAAGUUUGAAAAAUCUAACCUCUUGACAAACACCACAACUACAGUUGAAGAUAUUAAAGAAUAUAAAUUAAAGAUUUUAGAAUUGUACCUUGUCAUUUUGAAUUGUCUAAAGAGCUUCGAAAAUGAUGAGGAUAAGUGGCUUAUAAAAUCUAUCGAUUCUGAAUCACUCUCAAUAAUGAAGUUAGAUGAUCUAAGCACUGAGUAUUUUGAGUGGCUCAAAGAGUUGGAACUUGAGUUAAAUGGUAGUUUGGAAUAA
Molecule: messenger RNA, 3498 nt
Organism: Priceomyces carsonii
Lineage: Eukaryota; Fungi; Ascomycota; Pichiomycetes; Serinales; Debaryomycetaceae
Exons: 1
Coding region: 1-3498 (1165 amino acids)
Source: RefSeq, a predicted model, not a curated record